Molecule: messenger RNA, 1974 nt
Organism: Cryptococcus deneoformans JEC21
Lineage: Eukaryota; Fungi; Basidiomycota; Tremellomycetes; Tremellales; Cryptococcaceae
Product: ITR1, putative
Exons: 9
Coding region: 44-1747 (567 amino acids)
Biological process (GO): transmembrane transport
Cellular component (GO): membrane
Molecular function (GO): myo-inositol:proton symporter activity
Source: RefSeq, a predicted model, not a curated record
GUCAGUCCAAAUCAACUCUCCUAUGGACCCAGAUUGAGCCGCAAUGUCAGCUGGACCAGCCCAACCCAACAUCUACGCACCCAUCCGCACAUCUCACAGCGGCUAUCCAUCCCCGACACACUCUGGUUCCUCCACGCCCGCGUCGCUGGAAUUCUCCGAUGGUCGAUUGCCGGAAAGCAAUGUCGAGAGAGAUAUGAGCAAGGUCGCGGAGAGGGUCGCCCUUCUGGGCGAGGUGGAUGACGGAGCAGUCAUCGUGGAAGGCGAAGAUAAAAUAACCAAGUUCGUGUGGACGCUGGUGUUGGCUGCUGCGAUCUCAGGCUUACUAUUCGGCUAUGACACGGCCGCCAUCUCCGGUAUGCUGGUCAUUAUCAAGGACGAUCUUGGCACAAUAUUAUCAAGCUGGCAAAAAGAAGCGAUCACCUCUGCCACAACUCUCGGUGCAUUAUUAGGAGGUCUUGCCGCAGGUUGCAUUUCAGACUUUACAGGUCGAAGGCUCGUUAUUGUGUUUGCCAACGUCGCUUUUAUCGGUGGUUCUAUCUGUCAAGCAGCUUGCCACACUGUGGCAGUGAUGAUCGCCGGUCGAUUCAUCGUUGGACUUGGUGUCGGUCUCGCGAGCUGUAUUGUGCCAUUGUAUAUUGGAGAGCUGGCGCCUACCAUGAUUAGAGGACGAUUGGUUACCAUUAACUGUGUCGCUAUCACUUUGGGUCAAGUCGUCGCUUACGCUAUUGGUGCCAGUUUCCAAAAUGCGCAUAAUGGUUGGCGAUGGAUUGUGGGACUUGGCGCGAUGCCGUCGUUUGUUCAACUCGCUUCAAUCGGUUUCCUUCCCGAAUCACCCCGUAUUCUUCUGCUCCGCUCUGACGUUGCUGGCGCACGAGCUAUUACUGCCAAGAUCUACCCUCUCGCAAAAGUCGAGCAGGUUGACAGAAAAGUCGAGAUCAUGAAAGCUGCUGUCGAUCAGAGUAUCGAGUAUAACGCCAAUUCUACAUGGUUUGAGAGGCUCAAGAGUUUGGUUAUGGUUGGUACCAAUCGACGAGCGCUAAUCAUCGGAUGUGGAUUGCAAGCAGCCCAACAACUAUGCGGUUUCAACACUCUGAUGUACUAUUCUGCAACCAUAUUCGCCAUGCUUGGAUUCAAGAAUGCUACAGCCGUCGGAUUGAUCGUCGCUACUGUCAACGUUUUGUUCACCCUCGUCGCUCUCAAGAUUGUCGACCCUGUGGGACGACGAAGAACUAUGCUUUUCACCCUUCCUAUUAUGACCCUCGCCCUCGUCCUCGCGGCUAUCUUCUUCUACUACCUCACACUCUCCACCAACGGCAUCCUCAUCGAGGACCACGACUACCCCCGCUCUUUAUCCAUCCCCGUUCUCCUUUCCAUGCUCCUCUAUGUCGCGGGCUACGCAACCGGUCUCGGUAACAUCCCCUGGCAACAGGGAGAGCUCUUCCGACUCGAAGUAAGAGGAAUCGGUACGAGUAUCUGUACGGCCGUGAAUUGGAGUUGUAAUAUGUUGAUUGCGAGCACGUUUUUGAGUUUGAUGGAUGCUGCAACGCCAAGUGGGGCGUUUGGGAUUUAUGCGGGGUUUUGUGUGAUUGGAUGGUUGUUUUGUUGGAUGCUGUAUCCUGAGACUUCCGGACUUUCAUUGGAAGAAGUAUACUUUGUUUUCGAAGAAGGGUUUGGGAUUGAAAAAUCUCAGCAGCUGCGCAAGCAGAAGCUGGAAGAAUCUGCCAAGCUCAAAGCCAUAUUUGAGUAAUCAGAUUUUCAAAUUGUCAUCUGUUCGACAAGCUGGACUUUCCUUUUCGAAUUGAUAUUUGAGUGCAAAAGACAUUUCUUCUUCAUACUCCCUUAUUUUAUCGUCAAUUCGGUUUUUUAUGAUUUAAAUUUUCCUUUCACUCAUUUCAGUACGAACAUUGAGACAUCAUUACCCUACCAUUCCCAAUACAUUAAUCACCUGAUUGUUGCUUGUUUUAUAUCUUUUAC